Frankliniella occidentalis (western flower thrips) is the source of this 1302-nucleotide messenger RNA. RefSeq lists its product as uncharacterized. Bases 348 to 1031 code for a protein of 227 amino acids. Lineage: Eukaryota; Metazoa; Arthropoda; Insecta; Thysanoptera; Thripidae. The record is from RefSeq and is a predicted model, not a curated record. The transcript has 3 exons.
ACGAGGCGCUCGAGCAGCUGGUCGGCUCGGCAGGCGUCACGGUGACCCUGGUGGACGGCGACGAGGUGUUGACGUCCACCGUCCAGCUGGGUGGAAGCGGGGAAGAGGGCUCUGACGAGUCCUGGGCGCUGAGGGACCUGCUGCUCCUGGCGCUGCGUGGCCAGGGGAAGGAGGAGGAGGAGUUCUUUCCGUUUUUCGCGCCACCCGACACACCGCCGGAAGAGUCCACGCUGCCCUUCGGACACGGCGGCGUCCCCUUUGACGUGGACCCCGCCGAAGGGAAGAAGAACCAGUCUCAACCGGGACCUGGGCCGCCCUGCUUGGACGACGAGGACCUUCACGCACCCAUGGCGGCUCUGGCCGAGGACACUGAGGACGCUGACCCUCCGCCCAGGGCGGACAGCCCGGGGGAGGUGCGAAAGUUAACGGCGUUCGACUGCGCCGGCGCCGGCAAGCUCGAGGAGCUGAAGCGCGUGGCGCCAGACCUGGGGGAGCUGCAGGGGACGAACCUGACGCGCGAGCACCUCGAGGUGAUCCAGGGGAUGGCCAAGCUGCGACGCCUGGACGCCGUGGGCCCGCAGAUGUGGUCAGACCCGUUUCUGGUGCCGCCACUGGCGCACGACGGCGGCCUCGAGUUCCUCCGGGUGGGGCUGUCCGCGCUCACGGCGGCCUCCCUCAUCUACGCCCACAACCGCACCCUGCGCCACGUCCAGGUCCUGCUGCCCCUGCAUUGCCGGCCCAGUGCCUGCUUCGAGACCCUGGACUACCACCUGGGCGGCCACGUCACGGAGCACAUCCUGCGGAGCCCGUGGUUCCCCCGCCGCGAGCCCGGCGACUUCCCCGUGCUGGAGCGCGUCGAGUUCAUCGAGGAGCCUCGGUCGUCCUACGUCAUGAACGCUUGCUGGAUCGUGGGGAAGGACAUUGACAGGGUCGAGAGAAUACUCCCGGGGGUCCAACUAAAGCAUACAUGCCCGCUGAUACCAUUUGACGAGUCUGAGAAGGACUUGGAAUACAUGCAUUUGUUUUUUUAAAAACAAUUACAAGCACGUAAACUGGGACUUCCCCGAACUGAUGUGCGUUGAGAUGUCAAUCAUGGAUACUUUGAUACCCGAUCUCCACUUCACGACCUACUGAGAUUUAGCAGAUCCAUGUUUGGCGCAUUCCAUUUUGAGUGCCUUUGUCUUAAGAAAUGUGUUCAUAUUAGUUUUUUACUCUGUAAAAAACUUGAAUGUAUCAUUUUUUAAAAAUUGCAUGAUAAAGUGCAUAUUUUCAAUAGACCCUGUUAUGAACGUUUUCCUUGGC